AUGGCUGCUGUAGCUGUCCCCACCUCGGGAGAGGAAAUCUCCGCUCAGUCAUACGUUGGAUUCGACUCUAUCACUCGACAAAUCGAGCACAAGCUCUUGAAGAGAGGCUUCCAAUUCAAUGUCAUGGUAGUCGGCCAGACCGGUCUGGGCAAAUCAACCCUCAUCAACACUCUCUUCGCUUCGCAUCUCGUCGAGUCUAAAGGACGCUUCGAGGCCGAUAUCCAGCCUCGAUCUACGACGGAGAUCCACGCGCAGUCGCAUGUCAUCACUGAGAAUGGCGUGAGGCUCAAGUUGAACAUCAUCGACACGCCGGGGUAUGGGGAUCAAAUCAACAAUGAGGGGUGCUGGGAUAGUAUCGUCAAAUACAUCAAAGACCAGCACUCGGCAUAUCUCCGGAAGGAGCUCACGGCGAUGCGAGACCGUCAUAUCCCGGACACCAGGAUCCACUGCUGUCUUUUCUUCAUCAACCCCACAGGCCACACGUUGAAGCCGAUCGAUAUCGUCGUCCUCAAGAAGCUCGCCGAGGUGGUCAACGUCGUUCCCAUCAUCGCCAAGUCGGAUGCUUUAACACUGGAGGAGAGGCAUCUCUUCAAGCAGCGUAUCAAGGCUGAGCUCGUACACAGCCAGAUCCGCCUCUACCCCUUCGACGCGGAGGAGAACGACGAGGAGGAGUUGAACCUGAACGAGCGGAUCCGAGACAUGCUCCCCUUCGCUAUUGUCGGCUCGGAAAAGUCUAUCGUGGUCGACGGCAAGCCAGUGCGGGCGAGGGUGAACCGGUUCGGCGUGAUCAAUGUGGAGGAUGAGAGGCACUGCGAGUUCAUCUAUCUCCGGAACUUCUUGACAAGGACCCACCUCCAAGAUCUGAUCGAAACGACUGCGCAGAUCCACUACGAGACGUUCCGCUCCAAGCAGCUUAUGGCGCUCAAGGAGUCUUCGGCAAAGCAACAACAGGCGUCUACUUCAUAG
Dioszegia hungarica is the source of this 966-nucleotide messenger RNA. Its product is annotated as putative Septin ring protein. The record is from RefSeq and is a predicted model, not a curated record. Lineage: Eukaryota; Fungi; Basidiomycota; Tremellomycetes; Tremellales; Bulleribasidiaceae. Gene Ontology annotation, cellular component: cell division site; septin ring; microtubule cytoskeleton. Gene Ontology annotation, biological process: cytoskeleton-dependent cytokinesis. Gene Ontology annotation, molecular function: GTP binding; GTPase activity; molecular adaptor activity. The transcript is spliced from 8 exons. The coding region runs from base 1 to 966 and encodes 321 amino acids.